AAUAUUGUUUUCAAAAUGCCGGAAAAUCACUUCCGGUACGCGAGAUUUGACAACCAUGGGGGUCUGGAUCGAGUGACAUUUAGGUCUAAAACACAGGAACGAGGCUAUUUAGAAUCGCGGGCUCAGAAUAAUGGUUGCGGACUUCAAUGGACAUGCGCAUCUCGGUGUUCAGCUCGACAAAGCUGUGUAAUGGCGACCGAUCAGGAGUCGAAUAAUCUCGACGAUUUUGAUAUAGAGCAAGUUAUAAAUUGGGAAGAACACAAUUACGCUUCAAAGAACCUUGAUAUCCAACACCUCCCUGAACUUGAUUUACCAAGUGAGCUUCCGAUCACCUGCACUGCCUCAGUAYUGCCACCUGGACAUGGCACACAACCUCARGCAAGCCGAGGUCGGACUAUGAUAUUAAAYAAUCAAGUAAUAACCCCUCAUCAGCAGCCGCAAAGGGAUCAAAGCUCAACCAUUACAAGGCCUUUAUCACAGUCAUCCAGCUCUGUGCUUAAUCCAGUAUUCCCUCAAGAUGCUAGUUACAUGUUAAGUGACAUUCGCCAAGAACUGACACGCUCUAGACCAAUUCAAGAUGCUCCACGUGAAGUUCAACCUGCAUUUCCUUCAGAAAAUUUUGAUGUGCCGUCAAUUAGUCAUCAAAGACCCCACCCUACAUCAGGAUCUCAAGUUUUGAAUUUCAUUCCUGGUCACGAACAGCAUUUAGGUACGCAACAUGUAGUCAGUGCACCCCCUCAAUUGGGUCAUUCUAUAACAAGACACCCAACGUUACACAAUGGAAUGCAAAGGUUUAGCCAAAGCGCACUACCUGCAAAUAUCAGUAAUGUUGACGAACCAUUGAAUACUGAUUUAGAUAACGAGGAAGGAGAUGGCUCGUCAAUUGAUCAGUUAAUUGAGGAUAUUGUUGAUAGGGACAUGCCGCAGGGUGUUGGGGAUACUGUGGUGUUUUCAACCCAUGACGUUGCAUUGGGUGGUCAACACCAGGCAAUCCAUCAUGUCAUGGCACCAAGUGCAGCACAUGUAGCCACGAACUUAACGUCAAGUAAUCCAAACCAAAUUCCAGUAAUGGCCAGGAGUUCAUCAUCAAUUUCCACAGGUAGUCCAUUGCCUGUAACUGGACCAGUGUCAGGGGGCAAUAUUUCUCAUGCACACAGUCCAUUAUCUCAGAACCCUGCAAGCCCAAUUAUUGGAAAGGCACCAAGUCCCCAGAUGCAGCAGUAUAAGGCAGUCCCUUUGAGAAGUGGCCGAGGAAAUACCAAGAAAACUGUUAACAUGGCAACUCAACAGCAGCCACAUUCCCCCAUGGGUGUGGCUCAUAGUCCAAGAUCUGCACCCCAGAGAAGUCCCCAGAAUGCUCCRCAGAGAAGUCCCCAGCAACCUAGUGCUCAAAGCCCUCCUGCAUCAGCCAAUCCAGUGAUGCCCCAGAAUGUUUCGUCGCCAAUGUCUCAGGUAUCUCCAAUGUCAUCUGGAGGUAUACAGAAUAUGGCUUCACAGGUUAUUGGAAGUAUUGGGAUGCAGCACUCUCCUGUAGCAUCACCUUUGAAUACACCAUCUCCUCAGAGUCAGAGGUCAUCCAGGCAGGCUUCCCCUGGAGGUAUUGGGUCUCCAAUUGCAGGUAACCCUGUUACUCAACAAGACUUCUCACAAACUCAAGGGGUUCCUCAAAACUAUAUGACACAGGUGAACCAAGCAAAGGUUUCUGCCACUAAGGUGGGAAAUAUUCAAAACCCUGGGAAUACAAGAGCCAAUGUUAGUAAAGCAAGUGCUUCAGCAAGUGCUGCAAAUCAACCAGCRGGACCUAAUGUUCAGAAUAGUGUCUGGUCACAGAGUCAGUUCAUGCUAAGAAAAGCUGGUGCUGCAUCACAAGGAACUACAUUAUCACCUGGAACACCAACUCAACAGCCCAUGCAAGCAAACACUGCUACACUACCACAAACAACURGUAAUACAGCUGGACAACCUGUGUCAACAUUCGAUACAGCAACUGUGCUUCGUGGGCUUACUGCCCUGAAAGGAACAAACGUUAUUCCAUUUCAACUCAAGCAAGGAGCAGGACAACAAUUACAGGCAGUCAAACUGCCACAGAAUGCUGCUGGACUUGAUUUGUUGAAACAGGCAAUGUUUGUAAAGGCAGGUCAGGGCAGUGGAACCCAACCUGCUGGUAAACCAAUGACUAUUAAUACCUCACAAGGACAAGUGAUCUGUUACAUUCUUCCCAAACCAAACGGUAGCAAUAAUAAUAAUCAACCUGCCACAAACACUCAAGGACAGCAAGUUAAAAUGGUUGUGUUGAGUACAAAUAAUGUUUCUAGUGGGAAUAAUGUUUUAAAGACAGUAAAUGCUUCUAAUAGUAAUACUUCUGUCCUACCUUCGAAUGUUAACUCUGUUUUUACAAAGAAUACAAAAACAUCUUCGAUUCCUGUACAACAAAAUGUUUCCUUUUCAUCCACUUUGCAUCAAAGUCCGAUGCAGGCAAUGACUUCUGUAGUUAAAGCUGUUGGUAAGGACAACAAUGUUUCACUUAAUAUUGCCAAUCAAAGACAGCCUGUUGCUGAUAAUAGGCAGGCUAGUUUAGCUCACGGUACUGGUGCAUCAAAUCUUAUAACACAAAGUGUGGACACAACACGGAUAACCUUUGUGAAUGAAUCUACUUGCGUUGAUCACUUGGUAUCAGCACCUGGACUUAGCCAAUCAGCAAGCAGURUUAUCACCACACAUCCAUUAACAUCAACUGUGUCAACCACUGCUACUAAGACUACUCCAGCUACGAGUUCAUCAACUACACCGAMAACUACCCCUGCUUUGGCUGGGGACAGUGAUGACAGUGAUACGCCGUUGGCUGUACUGGCUGAAACACUCAGGAAGUCAAAUGUAGAGGAAAAGAAGAAAAAGAAAAAGAAGAAAGCAGAAAAGAGAAAAAAGAAAGAGAAAAGCAGCAGUGAAAAGCCACUACCUGCCUUUCAAAUAUUCUUCAAGGAGACUCAAGCUGCUAUCAGGCAGCAAAAACCAAAUAUUGAUUUUGACAAUGUUUCAAAAAUCAUUACUCAAAUGUGGGAUAACCUCCCAGAAGACCAGAAAAAGGUUUAUUAUGCCAAGCAUGAGAAAGCCAAAAAGGACCACGAGAAAGCACUUGAAAAACAAUUAAAACAGGAACCAAGUCCAAAGUUUCGAAAGCUAGAAACAUCUUCAGCAUCACCUCUUUCAUCGCCAAAAUCAUCACUACCUUCAGCAGCGACCCCUGCAUCUACAACAUCAACAAAAGAACCGAUAAAACAGGAAAGCAUUACUCUAAAAAUACCAAAAGCUGUGUUAAAUAAACCAGAUUUAUCUACUAAAAUCCCAAAAAGUGCAGCCACAGGUGCCAGUAGUAAGACUGCUGUGUCAGGGGCUUCUACUUUCUCUCCACCUGUGAAAAAGAAGGCUAAAGUAUCAUUCAACCCAAUCAGUCAAAGAAUAUGCAUCAGAGAUGGCUGCAAUAUGCCUGCAAGAACAACCAAGGAGAGAGGAACACAGUACUGCAGUAAUGAAUGCAUUGUCAGCCAUUGCAAAAAUGUUUUCCAAAGCUGGGUGACAAAAAGAAAAGAGGAAACUAUCCAGGUAUCAUGACAAGAAAGACAAUAAUAUGAACAAAUWUAGUACGGCAAUAUACCAGAUCCAUGCAACAACAACGUACACCAGAUAUUAUUAGGAACAAUUUAAUAUGUUGGUUGAAGCUAAGCAUGUGAAGAAUAUAUUAGGUAACAUAAUAUAGUUGUUAUUGACAGCCUGCAGAGCAUGACAUAMUAUUAUAUUGUUCCUAUCAUGCUGUAGCAAAAGCCAAUACACUUAUUUAUUCAAAAUAUGACUAUAUAAAAAACUAAAUAAUCAUAUCUCCUUAAAAUAUUGUUUUCUGAUYGGCUGAAUUUCCUCUUAAUCUGUGUGAUUAUGCAUGUGCACUAAUAUAGAGUGUGUUGAGGCUGUGUGUUUGUGUUUGUCAGAGACUCACAGUUUCUGUAGAAGUGAUGAAAAAAUACACAAUGACUUUGUGUUUUAUGAAAAUGGCUCGAUUUAUACAACUUAUUCUUCGCUCUUGUGGAAUUUUAAUAGUCCACUUCGCAGAUAACACAGCUAUUAGAAAUUGAGCAAAUAUAGAAAAACUAUUACCACCACUGGAAAGAACAGUAUUAUAUAAAAU
Molecule: messenger RNA, 4177 nt
Organism: Exaiptasia diaphana
Lineage: Eukaryota; Metazoa; Cnidaria; Anthozoa; Actiniaria; Aiptasiidae
Product: mucin-5AC
Exons: 9
Coding region: 16-3609 (1197 amino acids)
Biological process (GO): regulation of transcription by RNA polymerase II
Cellular component (GO): nucleus
Molecular function (GO): chromatin DNA binding
Source: RefSeq, a predicted model, not a curated record